CUAUUUAUUUUGUAUCAUAGUUUUUUAAACGUCUAAAUACAUAGUCUAUUGAAUAUCAUUUUGAACAACAUGGGAAGCCCAUUAUGCGUCAUAGAGGCCAUCUUGGCAUUACCCAGUGCUCUAUGCGCUGACAAAUGGCUUAAUCACAGAUGAUGUUUGCUUGCCAGUUCUCCUUUAUUGAGAUGAUGUUUUAAACGAGGCGUCGUUAAAGCUAUGUACAGCCCCCUCUGCUCCUGCUUUGCCCCAAAUUGAUGUUAAUGGGAUGCUCCCCUGGCUUGGCUUGUGAUUUCUGGUGCGAAUGGCCGAGGAGAUAUCAUUGGGCCCGGCUCAAUGUGUUGUUUAAAGGUCGCGGCGGCCUCGGUGGCUUUUGUGCUAACAACUCCUGGGUGUAUAUGGAGGGGAGCGUCCAAAUUGACACCAUAUGUUUUCCUAUUAGUCGACUAGUAAUAGAAUACAAGGCGCAUAAUCAGCGCCAGCGGGCGAGAUCGACGCUGCUCGCCGUGGGGAAUUGGACACAUGAUUAAGACUUAACCUUUGAAGAGAUGAAAUGGCAUGUGAUAUCCUUAUCUGACGGCUUUAUCGAUCCCGUGGAUGUAUAUGAUGGUUAUAAAUGUGUUGAGGUGACGGUGCAACCAUGUAAACCCACAGCGAACCGCUGUUUAGCGCGGGUAGGCCAAUUUGAGAGUAAGACGUCUAUUAAUUCCACUUAAUCCUGGAAUUACCAAAGAGCCAGAGGGAUGAUAAUGGAUUUGCUAUUAAUCAGGUCCACUUUGGAUAAGGAUCAUUGCACAUAGUAGCCUAAGAGCAGUGUUUAAUUAUGUUAAACAGAUUUAUUUUCACUCUUUUAAUUGGCACAAAACGUGCGUAAUGCGUAUUGUUCCCAUUUAUAGCGCACAUACAACGUAUUCCCAAGCAGAUCGCCCACUGAUUGCACACAACAGGAUUGUAGUGGCUGGGAGGAUUUGUUGCCAAAUACAAACAAGAGAAAAAAACCGAGAUGUCAGAUUUAAUAUGUUGAGAAUCCAAGCGCGCCCUCGUUGUUGUGCCCGCGCGUCGCCCCUGGUCACCUUAAAACGAAGCUUCCCUCGAAGGGUAAACGAGUAGCGUCCAAUUUUGUCUGAGUGAUAUCCAAAUCCAGACAGAAAGGGUCGUUUUAUCGUGCUACUAUUUGUCGUGACGAUGCGUUUUUCAAAAGCAGAGCUGUGUCAUAAAGUGACAUGCCUGCCACAAGUGCUCCAACUGAUCUUUUCAAUUAGCCUUCCCAUGCAUGAUCCGAGGCGACUUCCGCCUAUUUCCAGAAAUUAAGCUCAAACUUGACGUGCAGCUAGCUUUAUUUUAAAGACAAAUGUCAGCCAGCCUCAUCACAUUCCCCCCUCUUCUAUAUCUGGAGCUUAUUUAUUGCUAAGGAGCCUCUGCUCCCGGAGUCAAUGUAGCAGGCGGCAGCGCAAGAGAAGGCAGCGGAGAUCUGGAGCACAGUAAGGCACUCCGGGGAGGCAUCCGUCCCACUUGGCUUCAGGUCACAGCGGUGUGAACCAGCUGGGCGGUGUGUUUGUUAACGGUAGACCGCUACCGGACACCACCAGGCAGAAAAUCGUCGAACUUGCUCAUAGUGGCGCGCGGCCGUGCGACAUCUCCAGGAUUCUGCAGACCCAUGAUGACUCAAAAGUCCAAGUGCUGGAAAAUGAAAACGUGUCCAACGGGUGCGUGAGUAAGAUCCUUGGCAGAUACUAUGAGACUGGCUCCAUAAGACCGAGAGCGAUCGGAGGCAGCAAGCCGAGGGUAGCCACUCCAGAGGUGGUGGGGAAGAUAGCGCAGUACAAGAGGGAGUGCCCGUCUAUUUUCGCCUGGGAGAUCCGCGACAGACUGUUGUCGGAGGGGGUCUGCACCAACGACAAUAUACCCAGUGUGUCAUCGAUAAACAGAGUCCUCCGCAACCUGGCUAGCGAGAAGCAACAGAUGGGCGCAGAUGGCAUGUAUGACAAGCUGAGAAUGCUCAACGGUCAGACAGGAACUUGGGGGACACGGCCCGGCUGGUACCCCGGAACUUCAGUGCCAGGGCAGCCCAACCAAGAUGGCUGCCAGCCACAGGACGGUGCAGGAGAGAACACCAACUCCAUCAGUUCGAAUGGGGAGGAUUCUGACGAGACGCAGAUGCGACUCCAACUAAAGAGGAAACUACAGAGAAACCGCACGUCGUUCACCCAAGAGCAGAUUGAAGCACUGGAAAAAGAAUUUGAAAGGACUCAUUAUCCUGACGUUUUCGCGAGGGAAAGACUGGCAGCGAAAAUAGAUCUGCCUGAAGCAAGAAUACAGGUGUGGUUCUCAAACAGAAGAGCGAAGUGGAGGCGGGAGGAGAAGCUCCGGAACCAGCGUCGUCAGGCCAGCAACUCCUCCAGUCACAUCCCCAUCAGCAGCAGCUUCAGCACCAGCGUCUACCAGCCCAUGCCUCAGCCCACCACACCGGUGUCCUUCACAUCUGGGUCUAUGUUGGGCAGACCUGACACGGCCCUCACCAACACGUACAGCGCACUGCCUCCCAUGCCCAGCUUCACCAUGGCCAACAACCUGCCUAUGCAACCCAGCCAGACCUAUUCCUGCAUGCUGCCUACCAGUCCGUCUGUGAAUGGGCGGAGCUACGACACAUAUACGCCCCCUCAUAUGCAGGCACAUAUGAACAGCCAAUCAAUGACCACUUCUGGUACCACCUCAACAGGACUCAUCUCUCCUGGAGUGUCUGUCCCUGUCCAAGUCCCAGGCGGCGAGCCUGACAUGUCUCAGUACUGGUCAAGACUACAAUAGAGAGAAGAGCUACUUCUCCCUGUAACUGUUCACCCACCGCCCUCCGCUGGGAGCUCACACACACAUGGAGAGAAGUGGAGGAGAGAGAGAGACUCUGGGAGUGCCCUAGGACUACAGGGUGUGGUUGUUUCCACUGGGACCGUGUGUUGUUCUGUAGUCUUGGCACAUAUGAGGACUGGGGAGAACAACGAUGGGAAGAGAGGGGGAAGAAGAAGACAAAACGUGGACCUCUGUAAAGUGCCCGGUGUUUAACAUCUUCAUGGAACAAAAACUUCAUUUUUUUUUCUCACUUUUCAAGUAAUUGAUUCUUUUUUUCUGUCUGUCUCUUGUGUUUGUAUAUGGGCGUGUGUAUGUUAUGAUGAAAAACCCAGAUCAAGUACUGAUAGAUGGACUGCUAGAAAACCAUGUUGGUCUUGUGUUUGUUUUUGAGGUAAAGGAGAACCCAAGAGAUUUCUGCCAUGACUAUUUUUUUAUCUGCUUACAUCGAGACUUUCUACCAGACUUUGCACAGUCUGUGGACUCAUACGAAACUGUUGCAUAUCACCCGAGAGGAGAGCUGUGGGGAAUAGACUCAGUGUGUUUAUUAAUCCUAUUUAUUGGUCAUACUCCUUCAAAAUGGCCGUCAGCAGAGGAGGACCUCCAGUCAAUCCACCCACCUCAGCCUUGGGUCUUUGACUCCUGCAAUAUCACACAAACUGUAUAGGCCUGGAUAUUUCACUGUGGUCACAGACAACCACAUUAUCACAGGAAUUGUACAGACAACCACCACUAACAGUUUGCAAGGACAGUGGGACAUUCAAGACUUGUUCAUGGACUUCUGCUGUGGUGGAUGGAUUGAUUCUAGGUUCAAGACUUGUUCAUGGACUUCUGCUGUGGUGGAUGGAUUGAUUCUAGGUUCAAGACUUGUUCAUGGACUUCUGCUGUGGUGGAUGGAUUGAUUAACGGUCCAAGUGAAGAGCUAUAGAUGCAGAGGAGCUGUGGAGUAAAACAGUUGAAUCGCUAAAUGGUAGACUGUGUCUUCGAUAUAAUCCAAUUUGUUCAUGUCAAAUUGUAAGUAUGUCUUCCCUAGAAAUCAAAAGAUUUCUCCAAUAAAAGUACAUUUACA
Oncorhynchus kisutch (coho salmon) is the source of this 3904-nucleotide messenger RNA. Its product is annotated as paired box protein Pax-6. Gene Ontology annotation, molecular function: RNA polymerase II cis-regulatory region sequence-specific DNA binding; DNA-binding transcription factor activity, RNA polymerase II-specific. The transcript has 11 exons. The coding region runs from base 1957 to 2799 and encodes 280 amino acids. The record is from RefSeq and is a predicted model, not a curated record. Gene Ontology annotation, biological process: anatomical structure development; regulation of transcription by RNA polymerase II. NCBI's taxonomy places the organism in Eukaryota, Metazoa, Chordata, Actinopteri, Salmoniformes, Salmonidae.